Molecule: messenger RNA, 3298 nt
Organism: Pungitius pungitius (ninespine stickleback)
Lineage: Eukaryota; Metazoa; Chordata; Actinopteri; Perciformes; Gasterosteidae
Gene: kmt5aa
Product: lysine methyltransferase 5Aa
Exons: 7
Coding region: 492-1505 (337 amino acids)
Biological process (GO): regulation of DNA damage response, signal transduction by p53 class mediator; regulation of transcription by RNA polymerase II
Cellular component (GO): polytene chromosome; nucleus
Molecular function (GO): protein binding; histone H4K20 methyltransferase activity; transcription regulator activity
Source: RefSeq, a predicted model, not a curated record
GCUGGUUAACACGCAGCUCACAUUUUGCAUUAUUAUUAUCAUCUCAAUCAUCAAUACAAGCAGAAAAUAACAGUACGCGAGUAAAAACAUGUGUCUCUCGUAUGUCGUAAAUGGAAAUACUUUGAAGUGAAGUCGAAGCACAUCAAUAACGUGCAAAUACUAAUACAGAUAAAAACACGCAAUGUUCCCAUCGGCCUGCAGGGGGCGACAUGUCCCGCCCCCCUCAUCAACGGGAAGAAAACAUGGCGGAAAGGAGCUGUGGAGGCUGCAUCGGUUGAGCUGCUGGCCGUGAAACAACAUCAAUAAAAAAAAGGGCCAUCAUCCGCCGCGGGAGGGGGCCGUAAGGUCACUGCCGUACGAGGGGAGCCGAGGUUAAUCUCCCCGACCGGCUGUAUUCUGUCCCCGUGAAUGAACGAGAGAGAGAGAGAGAGAGAGAGAGAGACAUAGAGACACCGAGGGAGAGAGAGAGAGAGCCACGGAACAAGCCGGACAUGAACGGGCCCGUCGUAUGCAGCAGCCACUCAGUCGCUCCGCUGAGCGGCCCCAGGUCCAUCUCCCCCGCUCAUGAUGAAAUCAAGCUCACCCAGGAGGGGCGGCGCUCUCCAGCGUGCUUCCAGCCACACGACGCCCCCGGGCAGGGAGAUGGCCGGAGAACGGACGCCACCAGCACGGCGCCGAAAGCAUCGGAGACCCGUCACCCCGAGAUGGAGAGCAGCAACGGCCAGUGUUCACCCCGCAGGUCAGGGGCACCGCUCCCCCGCGCUCAGACCUGCUCCGGUUCCCCCGCCGAACUCCCCCUGCAAACGGGUACCAGCUCGUCUCCCGCUCCCCUCCACGUUGCCAACGACAACAACAACAACAACAAAAGCAGCAGCAGCAGCAUCAUCGCUCUGCAAAGCCGCCAGCGCCGAGGCCGCUGCCGAAAGGUCAAAGAAAAGAAGUCUACCCUGAGAAUUGCAGGCGGGAAAAACUCCCAGAACCGGAAAGUAACCGACUACUAUCCAAUAAGACGAAGCUCGAGAAAGAGUCAAACGGAGCUCAAGUGUGAAGAAAAGAAGCUCAUCGACGACCUCAUCACAAAGGGAAUAGAAGAAGGGAUGGAGGUGCAGCACAUAGAAGGAAAGGGCAGAGCGGUGUUCGCCACGCGCUGUUUCCAGAAGGGCGAGUACGUGGUGGAGUACCACGGAGACCUGCUGCAGAUCACCGACGCCAAAACCCGCGAGGCUGAGUACGCCGAGGACCCCGCCACCGGCUGCUACAUGUACUACUUUCAGUACCUGGGCAAGACGUACUGCGUGGACGCCACGAGGGAGAGCGAGCGGAAGGGCCGCCUCAUCAACCACAGCAAGAACGGGAACUGCCAAACCAAAGUGCACGACAUCGACGGCGUGCCCCACCUGGUGCUCGUGGCCUCGCGCCGCGUGGACGAGGGCGAGGAGCUGCUCUACGACUACGGCGACCGCAGUAAGGCUUCCAUCGCCGCCCACCCGUGGCUCAAGCACUGACCCCCCCCCCCCCCCCCCCGACGGGGGACUUGUUCUCCAUGUGGGUGUUUGGGAGCACAUUUUGUGCGUCCGAUGCUCCUCCAGCGGGUCGCUUUGUGUGUGUUUUUUUCCCUAAUAGGCGGUCAGAGCUCAGCAAUACUAACGCGGCCCCCGGGGGCCCCGCCCUCUGUCCCCUCCCUUUUUCUGGAGGGAUCAGCGAGAACUAUGAGAUGCAAAUUAUGAAUAUAAUCUGUGACACAAACGGUUCACCAGAGUCGUGGUUCAUGUUUUGGGUUUUGAUCACAUGACCACGAGGAUUCAUGUUGAAAACACUCUGAGGAUUAACGAGUCAAAUACAAACAAGGACGUUUUUUUUAACAAUAUUGUAUUUUUGUAACAUUUAAAGUUGUCAGAUAGCUGCAGUAUAUGAACAUUUAUUAGGUACAUAUCUACUAAUAAGUCAUUAAACCUCCUUUUAAUCUCUACACACUUAAUGCUGCACUGUGUAAAUAUAUUUAUGGUGUGUUUUUUUUCAUACACGUAUUUAAAUAUCAAAGCUAAUCAAUCUGCAAAAUGGCCUUUAGAGUAGCCCAGAUCUAAAUUUCCAUUUUUUUUUUUUUUUACACAUUUAAAUCGUAAAUUUAAUUUUAGCGUAAUUCUUUAUUUCAUGUCAUCUGGCUGAUUUAUGGCGAAAGAAGAAAACGUUCUAUGAGCGGUUGUAAAGUUUUACACUUUAAAAAAAAAAAUCCCAAAUGACCAAAUAAUAAAAGGGUUCCAGCCUUGUGUUCAAAGCAACACGUGCACGAUGCAACACAAAGGCUUCUUUAGCUUAGCAUAGCUUGUAGCCUAGCUGAAAUUAGCAUGAGCCGCCUCUUAAACGCUUCCCAACAAACUCGACUAGCUCAUUGUGUUCUCUUAGGAGGCUGUCGGCUAGCGGUUUCCCCCCGUUUCCAGUCUUUGUGCUAAGCUAAGCUAAUGGUCUCGAGUCAAACGCUUCCUUUAACAAAGUCCAACUAAACGGUUCAAAGCGCCUGCUGGGAACGGCUCACGUAGUGAAUGAGCCGCGUCUUUGGUGAACUCUGUACAUCUCUGCAGGUUUUAUACACUAAAUAUUGUUGCUACUGUUCCAUGUGCAAGUAUUCAAACCUCUGAACCUGCCUGCAGGUCCUUUUGUAUUUUAUAUUUUAGCAUUUGCUUUCUUUCCAAAUAGGGUUUCCAUGAAUUGUAGCCUGAAGAAAUCUACCCGAUCUUGUUAUACGGUUCAUUUUGGGGGAUUUUCACUCUGCCCAAUGCUAGCAGUCCCCUUGGUUGGCAGCCUUUACGCUAAGCUAAGCUAACUACUUCCUGUAGCUGCAGCUUCAGAUUCAUCAGCGUAUCGACCUUUCUCAUCAAGGCUCAGAAAGAAGCGUAUUCCCCAAAAUGUUGAAGUAUUUAAGCAUCAUUCUCUUUCAUUACAUUGAAUCACAAUUAUGCAUAAAAAGCAGGAUUUGAAAGGUCACAUCAUCUCUGUAGCUGCUCAGGUUCUACACGUUUUCCAUGAAAGUGUUCAAAAGAAUCAUGAACGGGACUUUAAAUAAAAGCCCAAAUACUUCAGGAUUGUUUUGCUGGUUUUCAAAUAGCAUUCAGCCAGCUGACUUUCCCCCCCCCCCGACCCAAGCGUCCGGUUCCACCUGUGAAAGGUUUCACAUUCCUUUUCAUUCUCAGAACGGAGCGCUGAUCUGUGCUGUAGCGCUGAAUAAAGAUGUGAUAUGCAAGUAACAGGAAGAGAAGUCUCAAUUGUUCUGCUGUUAAAAUAAACUAUUACAAGUUUUCAA